AUGGCCUCUAGAUCUGAGGGCGUCUGGAGCUCCCUGUGGGGGAGGACACCGGGAGCCGAGGUGGGGGAGAAGGACGCCGGGGUCGGGGAAGGAGACGUCGGUGUGGGGGAAGGAGCCGCCGUGGUGGGGGAGGACGCCGGUGUUGAGGAGGGAGCCGGGGUGGGGGAGGAGGACGCCGGCGUCGGGGAAGGAGACGUCGGUGUGGGGGAAGGAGCCGCCGUGGUGGGGGAGGAGGACACCGGAGUGGGAGAGGACGCCGCCGGCGGCGGCCAGGGAGGGAGCGAGAGGGCGAGGACGGGGCCCACGCCGGCAGCGUCAGCGGCAUCUGAGGCCGUGACGACGGCGGUCCUCGGCAACGACGACCUUCUCCGCGAGAUCCUGCUCCGCCUCGGCUUCCCAACCACCCUCGUCUGCGCCGCCCUCGUCUCCAAGCGCUGGCUCCGGCACGCCUCCGACCCGGCCUUCCUGCGCCUCUUCCGCGCGCGCCAUCAGCCCGCACUUCUCGGUUUCUACGUCAACGGCUACUCGCGGACGGAGGAGCCCACGCCCCCUCAGUUCGUUGCCAUCACGCAGGCCCCGGAGCUCGCCACCGCCGUCAGGCGCGCCAGUUUCCCCGACGACGAUGUCUGGGAAUGUGUCGUCGACUGCCGAAACGGCCGCGGCAUCGUCAUGUCCCCCUCCGCCCUCUGGCCCUCCAGUCCAUUUGCGGCGAUCGACCUGCUUCAUCAGACGCGGGGCGCGGCCCGCUUCCCACCACCGCUCCCGUAUCCUUAUCAAGAAGAAGACGGCAUCUUCCCCCCGGUCCCAGAGGACGGAGGUGUCCCACCACCGCUCCCGUAUCCUGAAGGUGAAGAUGAUGGCAACAUUCUCCCAGCCCCACUAGACGGACGCGACGGACGCGACGGCAUGGUCGCCGUGAAAGUGAUUUACGGCUAUACAAGAACAAUGGUUUACGCGGAGGUGUAUACCUACCAACCCUGCUACUGCGAGGAAGAGUGGACCGUCCGUACUGUGCCAGAAAUACAGCUGCCGGAGCCAUCGUCUGCAAUUCCCAAUCCUGAUCCAUCGAAUCUCGUCAUGGACACGCUGCCGCCAGUAAAUGGGAAGAUCUACAUGGCAACUAACAAUGGGUACAUUCUUGUGUUAGAUUUGGCCUCCACAAGCAUUUGUGCCAUCAAGAUCCCGAACAGAGUAAGGACGACCAACUUCAAGCUCUUAUGUCGAGAGGAGGAUGCAAGGCUAUUUGUCAUCCACGCAGAUGGGUUUCAGCUUAGUAUCUGGCACCACAAGGCUGAUGGCAAUGGCGCAAACACCUGGGUGCUUGUGCAUGACAGAAUCAUUGUGCAUGAGGCGUGCAAUCGUCAUGACGAUGUGUUUGUGAUGGCUGCUGAUAAUAAUCUUGAGUAUAUGUUCUUGUGGCUGGAGGCAAGUAGGCUUCUCAUGCAUAUUCAUCUGAAGAGCAGGAGUGAGAAAGUGUAUGAUGAAUUGAACGUGUAUGAUGAGUCGACGCUGGAUAGAAGCUACUUACAUAUCAAGCCCUUUGUCAUGGUUUGGCCUCCAGUAUUCCCAGCAUUGAGGGGAGAAGACAAUCUCGAGGUAUGA
Miscanthus lutarioriparius is the source of this 1602-nucleotide messenger RNA. The record is from the annotation of a GenBank genome assembly. Lineage: Eukaryota; Viridiplantae; Streptophyta; Magnoliopsida; Poales; Poaceae.